Molecule: messenger RNA, 1349 nt
Organism: Adelges cooleyi (spruce gall adelgid)
Lineage: Eukaryota; Metazoa; Arthropoda; Insecta; Hemiptera; Adelgidae
Gene: Rpi
Product: ribose-5-phosphate isomerase
Exons: 7
Coding region: 118-972 (284 amino acids)
Biological process (GO): D-ribose metabolic process; pentose-phosphate shunt, non-oxidative branch
Cellular component (GO): intracellular membrane-bounded organelle
Molecular function (GO): ribose-5-phosphate isomerase activity
Source: RefSeq, a predicted model, not a curated record
GUUCACAAUGUACGAUUGUGUUAUAACGAACCUAAUGUGAUAUUAUACCGAAUUUCAAGUUUGAAUACGUACGAUCCAAGGCAGACGGCAGUUGAAUAAUAAUUGCCAGUUGUUUUAAUGACAUUGGCGCAGGUCAAGCCGGUAAUCGCCAUAAAUAUCUUCUUAUCGUCGCACCUUGCAAGAGUCCUGUUCAAAAUGAGUGCUAUGAAUUUGUCGAUGGAUCGCAAAACCGAACCUACAGCUGUUAAAGAAGACCUAGCCAAAAAGUGUGCGGGUUACGAAGCAGUCGACAAAUAUGUUAAAACAGGCAUGGCUUUAGGCGUUGGUAGCGGCUCUACGAUUGUGUACAGCAUACAACGACUAGCGCAAAGAGUAAGAGAAGAAAAAUUAUCAGUCGUCUGUGUGCCGACAUCCUAUCAAGCUCGACAAUUGAUCCACGAUCAUGGUUUGACGUUAGGAGAUUUAGAUACACAUCCGAAAUUGGACUGCACAAUUGACGGUGCAGAUGAGAUACAAGUCGGUACUUUGACCUGUAUCAAAGGCGGAGGAGGAUGUCUGACGCAAGAGAAAAUCGUGGCUUCUUGUUCUAACAAGCUUAUUAUUGUAGUUGAUGGAUCUAAAGAGGCCAAUCAGUUGGGACAAAAGUGGAAAAAAGGCAUACCCAUUGAGGUAAUCCCUAUGGCGUACAAACCGAUUAAAAUUAAAAUUGAAGAAAAAUAUGGAGGAAAAGCAGUUUUAAGAGCAUCUGCUCAUAAAGCAGGACCCCUCGUUUCUGAUAACGGCAAUUUCAUAUUGGAUUGGAUAUUUCCUGAAGACCGACUUUGCUGGGCUUCAGUUCAUAGUUAUAUUAAAUUGAUUCCAGGAGUUAUUGAAACUGGAUUGUUUAUCGACAUGACAGAUGAAUGUCUAGUAGGAGACGUUCAAGGUAAUGUUAGAGUUCUAAAAAAGACUGAACAGAGCAUUGAGCUUUAAUUAUAAUAUUUUGUUCUACAAUGUACUUAGCUAAUUGAACUUGUUUUAUUUGUUCUCUGCCAUUUUUUUUCUGAUAAUUUAAGGUAAUAACAAUUAUGUUUUUUUUUUUUUUUAUAUUGCUUACAUAAUAUAAUAAUAAUUGUAAGAACAUUAUGUAAAGUUAAAUUUUUUUUUGCUAUUUCUAAAGAAAAAUCAACAAUGACAACCAUGUGCAGUGCUAGGAGUACAUUAAUAAUUUACACAGUGUAUUUAAUAAAGUACAACUAUUUUAUGAUAUUAUAAUUAUUAAUGUACACUUUUAAAUAAGGUUAUCACCGUUUUUAUGUUUUAGAAUAUUAAAACUUAUGUAUCAAAACAACUUUUAAAAUUAUUUUUAC